GAGUGGUCGGCACAACGGGACCGCUCUAGAGGCUGCGAAGUGUUUGGCUGCACCUUGGCUGCUGUCUUUUAGCUGUCUCUUAGCUGUCUCUGACUCUGGGCCGCGACCGCAAUAGUUGCUUGCUGGGUGAGAGCCUGCUGGCGACGCUUUGGCUCCCCAACGACGCCCUGUGUAGACCUUCUGCGCCUGUUGCGCGAGCCUUCCUCUCACACGCUCCGGCUUCUGCGUCUUGCAAUAACUGACCGUGCUUCCCACCCAUCGACCUUGUAGUUGCGACUCUCACUACUCCGAGCAAACACCACAGCCAUGUCGGACCCUCUCCCCGCAGAGGUCGAGGCCUCGUACUCGGUCAUCAUUGACGACAUUCUUCGGGCGAGCGAUAUAAAUACCAUUUCUGCGAAGCGCAUACGAAAGGGCAUACAGGAAAGAGUCGGCGAGGACCUGUCGCAUCAAAAGGAACAAAUCACCACGCUCAUCAUGCAGCGCUUCGACAAGUUCAACAGCGAGCAGAACGGCGGCUCUGAUGUCUCGGAACCCACAAACACGGUCAGGAAUGGCACAAAGACAUCCAACGGCGAUACAUCAGACAUGUCCAACCAUAAGCGAUCGCCGCCCGAUGACGAGUCUGUGCUGUCGGGGCCUGACGAGAACCCGCCACCCAAGAAGAAGAACAAGAAAACCAAGGUGAAAGAUGAGGAUGACGACGCGGCGUUUGCAGCCAGGUUACAGGCAGAAGAGAACGCGCGCAUGGGCAGGGCAACACGGGGCGGAAACACGAAGCGGAAAGCGCCCGCGCCUAAGAAGAAGGCCAAGAAGAAGAGCGCAAACAAGGUCAAAGACGACGACGACAGCGACGUUGGCUCAGGCAGCGGCGGCGAGAAGAAGAGCCCAAGUCGGAAAGGAGGCUUCCACAAACCAAUGGCCCUCUCCCCAGCCCUGUCUGAACUGCUCGGCGAAACACAACUUUCACGGCCCCAGACGGUCAAGAAGAUUUGGGAAUACGUCAAGGCGCGCGACCUGCAAGACCCCAAUGACAAGCGCCAGAUUCGCUGCGAUGACGCUAUGCGCGCCGUUUUCAAGCAAGACCGUGUUCAUAUGUUUACCAUGAACAAGAUUCUUAAUCAGAACCUGUACGCUGUGGAUGAGGUGGUGAGUUAAAGUUGGGGUUGGUUAGUAGUUUUGUUUGGGGGAGAGUGUCAGCCAACAAAAAGCUACAUACACGACUAUUUGCUUAGUCUAAUGCUUCCCCCUAUUUUUUUCAUUCUUCGUCUCUGUCCUUUUAUUUCUUUCGUCCUCCUGAAUUUGGAU
This is a messenger RNA of Bipolaris sorokiniana ND90Pr, 1308 nucleotides long. RefSeq lists its product as uncharacterized. Gene Ontology annotation, biological process: transcription initiation at RNA polymerase I promoter; nucleolar large rRNA transcription by RNA polymerase I. NCBI's taxonomy places the organism in Eukaryota, Fungi, Ascomycota, Dothideomycetes, Pleosporales, Pleosporaceae. The transcript is spliced from 3 exons. Bases 307 to 1158 code for a protein of 283 amino acids. The record is from RefSeq and is a predicted model, not a curated record. Gene Ontology annotation, molecular function: RNA polymerase I cis-regulatory region sequence-specific DNA binding. Gene Ontology annotation, cellular component: RNA polymerase I upstream activating factor complex; nucleus.